Kogia breviceps (pygmy sperm whale) is the source of this 2340-nucleotide messenger RNA. Lineage: Eukaryota; Metazoa; Chordata; Mammalia; Artiodactyla; Physeteridae. The record is from RefSeq and is a predicted model, not a curated record.
ACAGUCAUUUCCUGGCAUUUUUCUAACUGGAGGUUGGGAAUAGAAGCCCCUUUUCCUCUUGGUGUCAAAACUGGCCUGUCAGCCACCACUGCCCUGCCACAUGCAGAGACUGUAAAAGAGAAAGGAACCAACUUUCAGCAAAGCUUUACUGGGAAUCCUGCUGCAGCACUAGGGAGCGAAAACAACAGAUUAUUUUACUUCAGAGCUCCCUCAGUAUAUCUUGAGAAAUUAUGGAUCGUCACAUUCCCAUGCAUGCAUUACCUGAAGAAAUCCAAAAGGUUGUUACAUAAUACUAAGCAGAGUUCCCUGUGUUAUACAAUGUCUCCUGAAGAAAAAGUUUGUAAGUACUGUGGAGUCAGCUAUCUAAUUCUACAUGAGUUUAAGGCUAUGGAAGAAAAAGUGAAAGCGAUGGAAAAAGAGAUGAAAUUUUAUCAAGGAAGUGUAGAACGUGAAAAGAGCCUUCAAGAAAUGCUACAGUCUCUUAGCCAAGAUUUUGAACAGUACAAAAUUGACAAUGAAUCUAAAAUGGAAAGAAUUCGAGAUGCAAGCAUGCAGUUAAAAAGUCACCAAAAUGACUUUCACAGAGUACAGAAAGAAUUGAGUAAGUUGCAACAUGAGUUAAAAAUUAAACAAAAACAAUCACAAAUCUUCAGUCAGAGAUUGACAGAAUACAAUUAUCUCUGGAAUAAGACUCUUUCAUUACUUACUUUUAGUAAAAGAGAGCUAACCAGUAUUAAAAAUGAAGUAUAUGAUAAUUUUCAAAACUGGACUUCACUGAAAGGAGAAGUUUUUCUACAAAUUAAAUCCAUAAGUGAAACAGCCUUGACAGAAAUAAAGAUGCUAAAUAAAAGUUUGACAGUGUCCCAGAGAAAUAAUGUAUGCCUUGAAGAGGACAUGAAAAAUCUGAAAUUGUUGUCAAAUGCAGCCAUAUUGAGAUCUCAGCAAACUGAGACAUCCAAACAACAGGAAAUGAACUUGCAAAUCAGAUGCCAUGACUUGCAAAAGGAAGUACUAGAUCUACAGUGUCAAGUUGAAGCACUUGGGCUAAAACUUCAGAAGGCAGUGACUGAGAUGGACAACUACAAAGAAAAGCUCAUGAAUAAAUCUAAUGAAGCUGAUGAGUGUCAAAGAGAACUUAGAAAACUGAAGUUCGAAUCCAUUAUUUCUGAGUCACGGCACACCAGAUUGCUUAAAGAAAAGGAAGACUCUUUAAUGACUUGUCAACAAAUAUAUAAAACUUUACAGGAAGAACUGACUGCAAAAGAAAGGCAAGAAGCUGACUUAAAAAGAAGAAUUAAUCUUGCAGAAAAUGAAGUGGAAAUAACCAAAACUCUUCUGAAUCAGACAAAGCAAGAGGUUGUAACACUGAAAAGUGAAAGGGAAUUGAUGCUGAUUUCACAUCAGAAAAGCAUGGAGCAGUUGCAGGAAACCCUUAGACAGAAGAUGCUGAACAGUGAUAACCAGAGGGAGAAGAUUGAAGCUGAACUCGCCAAGGAAAGAGCCCAACAUUUAGUUGAAUUUCAGGAGCAAGCUCUUCUCUUUAAAGAAGUUAAACUGGAACUCGAUAUUGAAAAGGAAAAACACCAAGAAAUAAUCCAAAAGUAUAAGAAAGAACAAGAAGAACUACAAAUGAAGAUAUCUGACUUAAUUGAAGGUGCUACUAAAGAUCUAAGGCUGAAAGUGGCUACUCUUGAAGAAAAACUCCAUGAAUCCCAUAUUCAAUAUACUGAAGAAUCUGAGUUAAAGGAAAAAGAAAUGGAAAACCUUAAAAAUUUUGUUGCAGAAUUUGAAUCACGCUUGAAGAAGGAAAUUGACAAUAAUGAUUCAGUUUCAGAGGACUUGAGGAAGGAAAUGAAACAGAAGUCAGAUGAACUGGAAAGAGUAAUGCUGGCACAAGCACAACUGAUACAGCAAUUCAACCAGUCCCAGAAAGAGAACACUUUUCUUCAGGAAACAGUGCGUAGAGAGUGUGAAGAACGCUUUGAACUGACGGAGGCUUUGAGUCAAGCCAGAGAACAGCUCCUGGAGCUCAGGAAGCUCGGCGGACGGUUACCCCUGUCACCAUGCCAGGGCAGCCUAACCUCCUCUGUUGCAGCUAGCAGCAGUCAGGGAGAGAAGAGGCUCGCAAGACUGAACUCCGAAAAGAGAAUCAAACUCCCCAGCCUGCACGGAGUGUCAAAACCCACCGCUUCCCCAGCCUCAACUCAGCCCAGCAGGGUCAGCAGCUCAGGUUUGCCCACAUUCCCCCAGCCACACCCUCCCCGGGGUCGACCGGCUUCAGUCAGUGAGACCCGGCAGAGACUGGCUGUCAUUCUGCAGAGGAGACUGAGUCAGCAGUGA